This is a messenger RNA of Bacillus rossius redtenbacheri, 1006 nucleotides long. RefSeq lists its product as uncharacterized. Gene Ontology annotation, cellular component: extracellular region. Gene Ontology annotation, molecular function: chitin binding. The record is from RefSeq and is a predicted model, not a curated record. Lineage: Eukaryota; Metazoa; Arthropoda; Insecta; Phasmatodea; Bacillidae. Bases 231 to 788 code for a protein of 185 amino acids. The transcript is spliced from 2 exons.
CAAACGCUUGCAAUCUUGAUGUGACGCUUUGGAAUCAACAACGGGAUUAACGCCCCGGUGUGAUUUUGAAGCAACACCUUCAAGUGCCGGGUUGAUAUUUGUUGUUUUUUUGAACUUUGGUCGCGCCGCCCACAAUAUCGGGGCUGUAUAAAUAGACCCGAGUUUCUUACUUUACAGUCAGAACUAGAACAAGGAGCAUUAGACCAAGAUACUUACUUUAACGCUUCAUAAUGCAAGGCAACAGCGCGCGACUGGCGGCACUGGUGCUGCUGGCACUGGGCCCGGGCUGCCUGGCGGGCAGGAUCCUGUGCCUGGGCAAGUCGUCCUGGAACUCGACUGAGCUGCUGCCGCACCCGGGCUCGUGCGCCCUGUACCUGGUGUGCGACCACGGAGCGCCCGUCGUGGCCAAGUGCCCUCAGGGGCUGCACUUCAACCGCGACCUGCAGGUGUGCGACUGGCCGCGAGCCGCCGGCUGCAUCGAGGCCAUGAGGCUCCAGCACGCGGCCGAACAAUCCGAAGAGAAUUCCGAACAAGAAGAAGAACACGAGCAGAAGCCGGAAGAACACGAGCAGAAGCCAGAAGAACCCGAGCAAAAGCCGGAAGAACACGAGCAGAAGCCGGAAGAACCCGAGCAAAAGCCGGAAGAACACGAGCAGAAGCCGGAAGAACCCGAGCAGAAACCUGAAGAACCUGAAGAACCUGAAGAACAGACGCAAGGAACGGAUCAACAGCCCCAGCAGGAGCAGACGACGCCGGAGCAAGCCGCCACCAUCACGGGCAACCCGUAGUUUACCCGCAGGUUUUAAAAAAUUCUCUUUCUCGACACUGGAAUGCCGUUCAUUUAGUCGAGAGAGAGAGAGCUUUUUUUCCACCCAGCUAGGAAUCAUCGAUUGGCAAAUUUUGUGGAACCUACGCACGUUAAAAAAAAAGUGUUUUUAUAUUAAAAUAAGAUUUGUAUAAAUAAGCAUUUUAUAAAUAAAACAAAUAUCUUUGAUAAAAAAAAUAA